Molecule: messenger RNA, 1281 nt
Organism: Belonocnema kinseyi
Lineage: Eukaryota; Metazoa; Arthropoda; Insecta; Hymenoptera; Cynipidae
Product: probable chitinase 2
Exons: 6
Coding region: 13-1182 (389 amino acids)
Biological process (GO): chitin catabolic process; carbohydrate metabolic process
Cellular component (GO): extracellular region
Molecular function (GO): chitin binding; chitinase activity
Source: RefSeq, a predicted model, not a curated record
GAAAAGAUAAAGAUGUAUAUGUUAUUAUUUCUUCUUGGAAUUUGCUCAGCUUUCGUUGUAGGCAGUAAGCUUUCAGCACCUACUAAAAAGAGUGAGAAAGCGGUUGCUUGUUAUUAUCAAAGCUGGGCAGAAGAACUUGCACUGGAAGAAAGGUUCUACAUAGAAAACAUCGACGUGGAUCUUUGCACUCACAUAAUUUACAGUUUUGUUGGACUUGGUGCAGAUGCUUCUAUUCGACUUUUGGAUCCAAAGCUAGAUUUAAAAAAUAAUGGAUUCAAAAGAUUCAAUGAUCUUCGGAAAAAGAACCCAAAUUUAAAAACUUUAGUCUCCAUGGGGGGAUGGAACGAGGGAUCUGAUAAUUAUACUAAAGCAGUGACUGACCCGAUUUUGCGAGAAAAACUUGUUAAUAAUAUUUUGAAAUUCGUAACGAAAUAUGAAUUCAGUGGAUUUGAUCUCGAUUGGGAAUAUCCUGCUCAACGUGGUGGAAUUCCUUCUGAUAAGCAGAACUUUGUCUUACUUUUGAAGGCACUCAGAGAAAAAUUCGAUAAAGAAAGUCUCAUUUUAUCAGUAGCAGUUGGCGCGAGUGACGAGACUGCUAAGAUAUCAUAUGAUAUUAAAAAAAUAUCUAAGUAUGUGAACUUCAUAAAUUUAAUGACUUACGAUUUUCAUGGAACCUACGAUACGAAUAAGACAGUGGGUCAUAAUACACCAAUGUAUCCUUCAUCAAAGGAAAGUAUAGAGGCACGCAAAUUGAACAUUGCUUAUGUUGUGAAAUACUGGCUUUCGCAAGGUGCUGCACCAGAAAAGAUAAUACUAGGAACAGCUUUUUAUGGAAAAACCUAUACUUUGUCUAAUAGAAAAAAAAUUGGUAGAGGUGCACUAUUUUCUGGCUCCGGAAAACUUGAGAAUCCAGGAUAUUCCAAAGUUUGUCAGUUGGUAAAAAAUCGAAAGUGGCAGUAUUUGUACGAUGAAGAACAGAAAGUGCCAUAUAUAUACAACGGGAACCAAAUUAUAGCCUACGAUGAUGUUAAAUCUAUCAAAAAGAAAGCUGAAUUUGUUAAGAAGAUGAAUCUUGGUGGUGCAAUGAUGUGGAGUGUAGAUCAAGAUGACUUUCAUGGAACAUGUGGAGAAAAGUUUCCACUUCUGAAGACUUUGAACCGAGUCCUCCGAAACAAAUGUUAAAUUCUUGUAAAAAUACAACUUGACAAAAUAGAGACCUUAUUGCAUCAAUGAAAAUCCACUUUUUUCUUAAUUCCUAAUUAUAAACGCAUUAAAGUUUAU